Messenger RNA from Oenanthe melanoleuca, 489 nucleotides. Its product is annotated as scale keratin-like. The coding region runs from base 1 to 489 and encodes 162 amino acids. Lineage: Eukaryota; Metazoa; Chordata; Aves; Passeriformes; Muscicapidae. The record is from RefSeq and is a predicted model, not a curated record. Gene Ontology annotation, cellular component: intermediate filament. The transcript has a single exon. Gene Ontology annotation, molecular function: structural constituent of cytoskeleton.
AUGUCCUGCUACGACCUGUACCCCUCCUCUGCCUGCGGCGUCCUGCGGCCCCAGCCCCUGGCUGACAGCGGCAACGAGCCGUGCGUCCGCCAGUGCCCCGACUCCACCACCGUGAUCCAGCCUCCCGCCGUGGUGGUCACCUUCCCCGGGCCCAUCCUCAGCUCCUUCCCGCAGGAUUCCGUGGUGGGAUCGGCUGGAGCUCCCGUCCUCGCAGCCUCUGGGGCCUCCCUGGGCUAUGGGGGCUACGGGUCCCUGGGCUACGGGGGAUUUGGAUCUGGCGGAUAUGGGGGAUUUGGAUCCCUGGGCUAUGGGGGUUACGGAUCUGGGGGCUACGGGGGUCUCUAUGGAUAUGGGAGCUAUGGGGGUCUGGGCUCCUGUGGGGGGUACCGGGGUCUGUAUGGCUCUGGCAGAUCCUUUAGCUCUGGCUAUUGCAGCCCCUACUCCUCCUGGUACGGCCGCUACGGCCGCGGCUUCUGGGGGUCCUGCUAA